CGCUGGUAUCAAUAUUUUGAAGGUUGAAGGUUGAAUUGUACCUUUGCCUGACAUGAUACUUUCUUCGUGGCACAUUGCUGGAGAUCCAAAGAUGAGGGUCCACCGAGUUCUCAAUAUUCGACUUCAUAUUCAUGAAACGGAGCUCUGACGGAUCGACUCCGAGGAUCAACAUGACGAUCCGGAGUAGGUUUAGCUGUGCAUAUUUGCUGUGGUAUAACAUUGAGCCCGUGCACUUCCACCAGUCUGCGUGCGCGGCGCACGGAUUGUUACGUGUUAGCCGCAAGGCAAGGGUUGUCUUUUGGGUCUGUACCUCAGCUUCUUAGACCUCAUUCAUUCAAAAUUUCAUGACCCUUCUCAACGGGCAGGCAUCGCAUUUGAUUUUAAGUUCAGCCUCAUCGGAUUCUCGAACGGCGAGACUAAUCUCGAUAUCAUCCAUCCAAAUCCAAAUGAAAUUAGUUUCCUUCACUACACGACCCUCCUCAGGUUUCUCAGAAAGAAGGGCUAGCCUGAAUUCCCUAUCACCGAGCGAAGGCGUUGAAGUAAUCUGCAUACAGACUGCAUAUAAAACAGGAGGACGGUAUCAUGUUUCUCUCAGCCCCCAACUUCUCCACACUCAACGUUUGUGUGCGGUUUCUACUGUUUUGGCUAUGAACGCUUUCCCAAAUGGCACUCGAGUCUUCUACUGGGCGUCUGGUGGUGAAAUCAAGUACGGUACUGUGCAGGCCACCAACCGUAUGGCCGAUGGCACCCAGAUUGUGGUGGUGAAAGUAGAUGGAGAAGGCCACGCACAGUUACCAGUGUCCAGCCUUGUAAAAGUAAACCAAUGAGAUUUACAACCUAUAGAGCCCACCCACAUAGAGUUAUUUAUUGCACAUCCCACAUUCAAUUCAUGGACCUUACAGGAUCAUCGCAUCACUAGUACUGUAUUCAUUCGUCUCGACGCACAUGUAACUCAUCCGUUUAUAUCUGCGAUCGAUUUCUUGC
Suillus discolor is the source of this 984-nucleotide messenger RNA. RefSeq lists its product as uncharacterized. The transcript is spliced from 7 exons. Bases 345 to 827 code for a protein of 160 amino acids. The record is from RefSeq and is a predicted model, not a curated record. Lineage: Eukaryota; Fungi; Basidiomycota; Agaricomycetes; Boletales; Suillaceae.